Messenger RNA from Drosophila novamexicana, 703 nucleotides. Its product is annotated as general odorant-binding protein 83a-like. The record is from RefSeq and is a predicted model, not a curated record. Lineage: Eukaryota; Metazoa; Arthropoda; Insecta; Diptera; Drosophilidae. Gene Ontology annotation, biological process: sensory perception of smell. Gene Ontology annotation, molecular function: odorant binding. The transcript has 5 exons. Bases 91 to 570 code for a protein of 159 amino acids.
CGGUUGUCAAACAAUUUCUGUGUCGCGUGUGACGGAACAAUUUCUUUAUUUUCGUUGAUAGUUUAAAGGCAACCAGCGGAGUGAAGCUACAUGAAAAUGGCUUUGAGUGACUUUGGUCGAAAUCGGCCACAUCGUCCUGUCGCAGCCUGCCUGUUAAUCGUCUUGUCGCUGCUCAGCGAUGCGCUGAUGUCGCCGGCGUUGGCGCAGCGUGACGAGAACUAUCCACCGACAAACGUACUUAAAAUGGCAAAGCUCUUCCACGACAUCUGCGUGGAAAAGACCGGCGUCAGCGAGUCUGCGAUCAAGGAGUUCAGCGAUGGCGAAAUACAUGAUGAUGAGAAGCUCAAGUGCUACAUGAAUUGUUUGUUUCAUGAGUUCGAGGUGGUGGAUGACAAUGGCGAUGUGCAUCUGGACACGCUAUUCUCCUCGGUGCCGCACUCCAUACGCGACAAUCUGAUGGCCAUGGCCAAGCAUUGUAUACAUCCCGAGGGCGAUACGCUAUGCCACAAGGCCUGGUGGUUCCAUCAGUGCUGGAAAAAGGCCGAUCCCAAGCACUACUUUUUACCAUAAAGCAUUUGGCUUAAUUAAUAUUUGGGACUCUGUUUUUAGAACAUCUAUUAGCUGGUGGCGGUUUUGUCAUAUUAGAACAUGUUUAAAUUAGAGCAACACACAUUUUGAUAAGCUGAUAAAACAAGUAAAUAAU